UAUUCUAGACAGACACCCAAGAUGAAGACUGUUCUUACUAUUUGCAUUCUCUUUGCUUCCAUUCUCUUCUCUUCUGUUAUCGCUCGAGAAUUGGCUCAGAGUGGUACUGACCAAACUGGGAAUCACAACAAUCCGGCAGUAACACAGCCAGGUACUGGUGAACCGAAUGACCCCAAAAGUCCAAUAAUCAAGUGUGAUCCAAGCAGCCCAACUUACAAAAGUUGCGUAGCGCAACAACCGAAGGUCAAGUGUAAUCCUAAGGGCCUCUACAAUCGUUGCGAAGGUACAGGUACUAGUCCAACCGGGAAGAAUCACAACAAUCCAUCAGUGAAUCCACCUGCAGUAAAACCAGGCCAUGCAGGUACUGGAGGUACCGGGAAUCGCAACAAUAAUCCAACUAACCCGGCGUGUGAUCCCAAGAGUUCAAAUUACGCUAGUUGCGUAUCCAUCUCGAAGCCCAAGCCCAAGUGUGAUCCUAGAAGCGCCUACCAUCAUUGCCCAUGAAUGAUGACUAUAUAUAUAUAUAUAUAUAUAUAUUAAUUAACUCAUAAUGUUGUGUAAUCAAAGUAUGGAUUAAAUAGUAGUGGGAUGCUUGUUAGUUGUUAAUUGCCACGUCAGCCGACAGGGACGUACGGUUGAUCUAUAAUAAUGGCCUGUAUUAACAUGUUAACUAUGUAGUUUGCUAUAUAUGCAUAUGAUGUGUAUGAAUAAAAAGAGCUCACUUUGCUCGGUUUGUUUUCUUA
Molecule: messenger RNA, 743 nt
Organism: Corylus avellana
Lineage: Eukaryota; Viridiplantae; Streptophyta; Magnoliopsida; Fagales; Betulaceae
Source: RefSeq, a predicted model, not a curated record